AUGAGCAAUGAUACGACAAGUACUGAUGAUGGCUUAACAGUCAUUCAUGGACAAAAUGAUAGUGAUCAAUUCACAUAUCAAAUUCCAACGAUACCAUCUCAACAGACUUCAACAAAUGUUCCACCUACACAAAAACGAAAAGCCAAUCAAAUAGAUGAUUCUGACCAAUUAUUUGAAGAAAAUAAUCCGCCAACGAAAAAGGCUGUUGAGAUGGUAUCGUUGGAAUUUGAUAUGUGA
Molecule: messenger RNA, 237 nt
Organism: Rotaria sp. Silwood2
Lineage: Eukaryota; Metazoa; Rotifera; Eurotatoria; Philodinida; Philodinidae
Source: the annotation of a GenBank genome assembly